This is a messenger RNA of Girardinichthys multiradiatus, 906 nucleotides long. RefSeq names its product FXYD domain containing ion transport regulator 5 (gene fxyd5). Gene Ontology annotation, molecular function: sodium channel regulator activity. The coding region runs from base 82 to 537 and encodes 151 amino acids. Gene Ontology annotation, cellular component: membrane. Gene Ontology annotation, biological process: regulation of sodium ion transmembrane transporter activity. The transcript is spliced from 9 exons. Lineage: Eukaryota; Metazoa; Chordata; Actinopteri; Cyprinodontiformes; Goodeidae. The record is from RefSeq and is a predicted model, not a curated record.
GGUGAGCAUAAUGGGUGUGGCCUUUUUAACCGUUUUUGCAUCUGUCUGUCAGAGGUCACUCUAAAGAGGAAAGCACUGUGGAUGAUCAGGCUUUGGAUGCAUCCCUGGAAACAACCCCCUUGCAGGAUGGAUACUAAGAUUUACAAAGCCUCCCUGGUAUGUCUUCUGUUUUUCAUGUUCAAAGUGUCGUGGGCUGUGAGUCCCACACCCACAGAUCAAAAGAUGUCUCUCAGUAAAGCUACGACUCCCACUGGUCUCACUGAGAAUGUGACAAAGUUUCAAACAAAAUGCACAUCUACUCCAGUGUCGUCGAUAAUGGAGACAACACCCAAAAGCAAAACCCACCAAGCUGUUGUCUGGGAUCCACAGUGGAACAAACCUUUCACCUAUGAUUACGAAUCUCUGCGAUAUGCUGGCCUGAUCAUUGCCGGCGUGCUCUUUGUUAUGGGGAUUAUGAUCAUUGGCUGUGGCAAGGUCUGCCGGCUGCCCAAGUGUCACAAGAGGUCAUCGAAGUCAUAUCAUGUGGCCCAAGGAUGAGCAGAUAUGCAAAUAAUGGCAGCCAUGGAAAGUUUCAAGACAUCAUGCAGCACUCGUCUUCAUCGGAAAAACACUUGACUAAUGCCUGGCAACGUGUUUGUGUGCGGACUGGCAGACUUAACGUGUUGCUUCUUAACUGUCCUAGAAGUUUGAGUAAGCACAAAUAUUGAUGCAUGCUGAUAAGUAAAAACAAAAAUGGAGCCUGUCUGUAAAAUUAACUGCACUGGAAAAUUAUUUAUAUUAAAAUAAAAGACAAGGUCACUUAUUUGAAUUAUGUCAACUGAUAUAAAACAAGGCUCAUAAUGGUAUGUUGGUGAUUUAUUUUUUUUGUAUCACUAUAGUUAUAAGGAAUAAACACAUUUACACACA